AAAAAGAACAAGUCUCACAAUACAAAAGAACAUCAUGUGCUCUGUUCUUCCCUGUUUAGUUUUCGCGAUUUUUUUUGUUGUUCGCUCCUUUUUGCGGGUAUUUAUAUGUCUGGGCUUCAUAAUUUUGAAUUCAAAAAGUGUGAAUAGGAGAGAGAAAGCUUACAUUUGUGGAUAAAUUUUUUUUAGAGAGAGAAACUGAUGGAAAAUUCUCAAAUAUUCCAUGAUUUCUCUGUUUCAACAUCAAUUUCGAAUGAUUCUUCUUCUUGUCAUCUGAAUUCUUCAGCUGAAAAUCAGAGUUACGAAGAUAUAUUAAAUAAUGCAGUUAAUAAUUCAGAACAAAAUGAUGCUAAUGAGGAUCCAGAAUCCUAUGUGGUUGUUGGCCAAGAUUUUGAAGAACCAGUUUCAUUAGAGGGAAGUGUAGUUAAGGAUGAUGAUGAGGCGUAUGAGUUAUACAACAGUCAUGCAUUUAGGAAUGGUUUUGGUACUAGGAAGGGUAAAAAGGAGUAUAGAAGUGGUACUAGAAUAGUUCGACAACGGUUUUUUGUUUGUGCAUACGAGGGGUUUAAAAAUCCAGAUGGUGUUGUGCCUAAAUCCUUUAAAACAAUUGAUAGGAGAACUGGAUGCAAGGCUUCAGUUCAGUUUGAUGUUGAUAAGAAAACUGGAGUGUAUGUUCUUUCUAAACAUUCCCGUCUGCAUAACCAUUCAAUGGUUCCUGCUAAUAAGAGACACCUUAUUAGGUCACAUAGGCACAUUUCAAAAGAACAAUUGGCUUUUCUUACUACUUUUACUUGUAGUGGCACGAAGCUUGCUGAUGUUUUUAGAGCUAUGAGGAAAGAAGUUGGUGGUGAGGCGAAUUUAGGCUUCAUUGUUCCUGACGCGUAUGAUGCUGUUUUGGCAGAGAAGAAGAAAAAGUUGGAUGGUUGUGAUUCAAAUCAGUUGAUCAGAUGGUUCGCUAUGAGGCAAGCUAAAGAACAUGAUUUUUAUUAUGAUUUUCAAUUGAAUGAAGAGAAUCAGUUGAUCAAUUUUUUUUGGAGAGAUGGAAGAAUGCGGUCUGAUUAUGAAGCUUUUGGUGAUUUAUUGAUUCAUGAUACAACUUAUCGUACUAAUAAAUACGAUAUGAUUUGUGGGCCUUUUGUUGGAAUGAAUCUUCACACUCAAAAUAUCUUGUUUGGAGUGGGUUUUAUAUUGAAUGAGAAGGCAGGUACUUUUGACUGGCUUUUUAAUUCUUUUUUGACUUCAAUGGGAGGGAAGCAACCUGUGACUAUCAUGACUGAUCAAUCUUCUGCCAUGGACAAGGCUAUAAGGUAAAGUUCUUU
Messenger RNA from Spinacia oleracea (spinach), 1316 nucleotides. Its product is annotated as protein FAR1-RELATED SEQUENCE 5-like. The transcript is spliced from 3 exons. NCBI's taxonomy places the organism in Eukaryota, Viridiplantae, Streptophyta, Magnoliopsida, Caryophyllales, Amaranthaceae. Bases 199 to 1308 code for a protein of 369 amino acids. The record is from RefSeq and is a predicted model, not a curated record.